Caenorhabditis remanei is the source of this 1290-nucleotide messenger RNA. RefSeq lists its product as uncharacterized. The transcript is spliced from 7 exons. Bases 1 to 1290 code for a protein of 429 amino acids. Gene Ontology annotation, biological process: regulation of DNA-templated transcription. Gene Ontology annotation, molecular function: zinc ion binding; sequence-specific DNA binding; DNA-binding transcription factor activity. The record is from RefSeq and is a predicted model, not a curated record. NCBI's taxonomy places the organism in Eukaryota, Metazoa, Nematoda, Chromadorea, Rhabditida, Rhabditidae.
AUGUUGGUUCAAGAGCCCAGUUCAUCUAAUUUGACCUGUAAAGUAUGCAGUGAACCAGCUCAUGGAGUUCACUUCGGAGUUGCUUCUUGUCGAGCGUGUGCAGCAUUUUUUAGAAGAACUACAGUACUCGGCAAGAAAUACACAUGCCGUCAGAAGAAUGAGAACUGCGCCACAAACAACGAGGAUAGAUUCAACUGUAGAUUUUGUCGUUACAAAAAGUGUUUACAGUGUGGAAUGACACCUGAAAAUGUAAAAUACAACUAUGACUCAGCAGUUCAUCACACAAAAAAACCAUCUCCUUUGAUGAAACAUGAGUAUCAAGAGCACCCAUCUGAUCCGAGUUCACCGGUUGACUUGGUGAAUAAUAUGGAUCAUCAGUUAUGUAUUCGACAGACAAGAGAUGUCGUCAAAGAUGUGACUUAUGAAGUACAAACGGAUGAGAAAGGAGAGCCAAUUGUGAGGCUGGAUAUAACUGGACUUCUGAAUAAUAUCACUUCGGUUCUGGAUGAUUUCGUGCCAUCAGAUGACAUAAAGAGUCUGAAUACUUUGAGAAGAAUGAAUCAUGCAUUGAUAGAGUACAGGCAGAUACAUCAUAGUAAUGUCAUAAAGUUCGUCCAAUCAAUAACAAUGCGAGAAAUACUAAUGACUGGAAAUGAGCAAAUCAAAUCGAUCACCAAGUUUCUAAUGCAUUCCGUUCCAUUCCGAUCCCUCAGGAAUGAAGAUCAAAUGCAAAUGCUCAAAUCUAUAUGGGUUCAAUGGAAACGUCUGGAACGAUACGUCUCAACUGCUCAAAUCUUUGGAAAACGAAUGUAUGAAGAUCAAAUUGUCACUUUGGUUCCUGGUUUAGCUGCGUAUCUCAACAAGAUUCAUGUGGACUGUGCCGCGUUUAUUUACAAAAAGGCGGAAGGAAUGAAGUUUUUUAUGGAAAAUUUCAACUCUCGAAUGAUGGAAGAGAUUGGGAAACCUCUGGUUGAUUUGGAGUUGACGAGUAUGGAGACAGCUUUUAUGUUGGCUCAAAUGUCAUGGCAGGUGGCUGGCAAAGAACUGCAAGGUGACGUCCUGAAGGCAAGCGAAUCUGAACAAGAGGCUCUUGCGAAUGAACUUCAUCUCUACUAUAUUGAAGAGCUCCGACUCCCCAAUUAUGCAUCUAGACUUAUCAAAAUUAAUAAUAUUAUCAAUGCGGCACAGAAAAUUCAUUUCGAGCGUCAAAACUUCAUGGAUAUCGUUCGAAUAUUCGAUUUCUUCCGGGUGCACGUGUCGGAUCCCGAAAUGUACAAAGCAUAUUUUUGA